GAUGCAUGGCUUUCUUCCUCCCUCCCCCUGCUUCUGCUUCCUUUUGUUAACUUUGCUCUCAGAUGCCUGGACCGCUUCUCAUGAUGGAUGUCGUUUGUUUUCUGUGGAUGCUGCCAUCGGUGUGGGCUGUUGAAGAAGUUCUGAUGGAUUCAACGACAGCAACAGCAGAACUCGGUUGGAGCGUUUACCCGUCGCAAGGGUGGGAAGAAGUGAGUGGCUAUGACGAAAACAUGAACACCAUUCGAACAUACCAGGUAUGCAACGUUUUUAACAACAGCCAGAACAACUGGAUACGCACACGGUACAUCCAUCGGCGAGGCGCUCAGCGCAUCCAUGUCCAGAUGAAGUUUUCGGUGCGGGACUGCAGUUCAGUACCCAACGUUCCCGGUUCCUGCAAGGAGACCUUCAACCUUUAUUACUACGAGUCCGACUCUGACGUGGCCACAAAAGUUUUCCCUCCCUGGAUGGAGAACCCCUGGGUGAAAGUGGACACAAUAGCUGCCGACGAAAGCUUCUCCCAGGUUGAGCUUGGUGGACGCGUAAUGAAGAUCAACAGGGAGGUUCGGAGCUUUGGGCCCGUUUCACGCAAGGGAUUCUACUUGGCUUUCCAGGAUUAUGGAGCCUGCAUGUCUAUUAUAGCCGUCAAGGUCUUCUACAGGAAAUGUCCUCGAGUGAUCCAGAACGGGGCCGUGUUUCCCGAGACUUUGUCAGGAGCAGAGAGCACCUCCCUGGUGGCGGCCAGAGGAGUUUGUGUCCCUAACGGGGAGGAGGUGGACGUGCCCAUCAAGCUGUACUGCAAUGGGGAUGGAGAGUGGAUGGUUCCCAUUGGGCGCUGCAUGUGUAAAGCUGGGUACGAGGCGCUGGAGAAUGGCACAGUUUGCCAAGCGUGUGUAUCAGGCUUCUUCAAAGCUGCACAGGGAGAUGACAAAUGCCUGCAGUGUCCUAUAAACAGCCGAACCAUCAGCGACGGAGCAACUAACUGCAUCUGUCGUAACGGCUACUACCGCGCUGACUCUGACCCGCCCCAGAUGCCUUGUACCACUGUUCCUUCAGCACCACAACGGGUCAUCUCAAUGGUGAACGAAACCUCUGUGAAGCUGGAGUGGAGCCCGCCGCUGGAGAGCGGAGGUCGAGAAGACGUCGUCUUCAACAUCAUCUGCAAAAGCUGCGACAGCAGGCGGGGCAGCUGCACCCGCUGCGGAGACAACGUCCAGUUUGUGCCGCGGCAGCUCGGCCUGACGGACACCAGCGUCCACAUCAGCGACCUGCUGGCUCACACUCAGUACACCUUUGAAAUUCAAGCCGUCAAUGGAGUGUCUGACCAGAGUCCAUAUUCACCACAGUACACUUCUGCCAACAUCACCACCAACCAGGCUGCACCAUCAGCUGUGUCCAUCAUCCACCAAGUUAACAGAACUCCCAACAGCAUAACUCUGUCCUGGUCUCACCCGGAUCAGCCUAAUGGUGUUAUCCUGGACUAUGAACUGCAGUAUUAUGAAAAGAACUUGGCCGAAUGGAACUCCUCUAUAAUAAGGAGUCAGACCAACACAGCGGUCAUACGAGGCCUAAAGCCUGGGACUAUCUACGUCUUCCAGGUCCGAGCUCGGACUGUCGCCGGAUUUGGAAGCUUUAGCGGCAAAAUGUACUUCCAAACUAUUACUACUGAAGAAUAUAACUCCAGUAUCCAGGAGAAGCUACCUCUCAUCAUUGGGUCAUCUGCAGCAGGAGUCGUCUUUAUCAUCGCUAUGACUGUUGUCAUAAUUGUUUGUCGCAGGAGGGGUUCAGACCGACCAGAAUCAGAGUACUCCGACAAACUCCAACACUACACCAGCGGCCACAAAGUUUCACCAGGAGUGAAAAUCUACAUUGAUCCCUUCACGUAUGAAGAUCCCAACGAAGCCGUAAGAGAGUUUGCCAAAGAGAUCGACACUUCCUGUGUCAAGAUAGAGCAAGUUAUCGGUGCAGGUGAGUUUGGGGAGGUAUGCAGUGGAAACCUCCGGCAGCCUGGGAAACGUGAGAUGCUGGUGGCCAUUAAGACGCUGAAGGCAGGCUACACUGAGCGCCAGAGACGGGACUUCCUGAGUGAGGCAUCCAUCAUGGGCCAGUUUGACCAUCCCAACAUCAUCCAUCUGGAGGGGGUGGUGACCAAGAGCAGCCCUGUGAUGAUUAUCACAGAGUUUAUGGAGAACGGAUCCCUUGACUCCUUUCUCAGGCAAAAUGAUGGGCAGUUCACGGUGAUCCAGCUGGUGGGGAUGCUACGUGGCAUCGCAGCAGGAAUGAAAUACCUUUGUGAGAUGAACUACGUUCAUCGAGACCUGGCGGCCAGGAACAUCCUGGUCAACAGCAACCUGGUGUGUAAAGUGUCUGACUUUGGCCUGUCACGUUUCCUGGAGGAUGACACGUCCGACCCAACCUACACCAGCUCUUUGGGAGGAAAGAUUCCCAUCCGGUGGACGGCUCCUGAGGCCAUUCAGUACAGGAAGUUCACCUCCUCCAGUGACUGCUGGAGCUAUGGCAUAGUCAUGUGGGAGGUGAUGUCAUACGGUGAAAGGCCCUACUGGGACAUGAGUAAUCAAGAUGUAAUCAAUGCCAUAGAGCAGGACUACAGGUUGCCAGCUCCAAUGGACUGCCCGAGUGCGUUGCAUCAGCUGAUGCUUGACUGCUGGCAGAAAGACCGCAACAGUCGGCCUAAAUUCAGUCAAAUUGUCAGCACCCUUGAUAAGAUGAUUCGCAAUCCCAACAGCCUCAAAACCACAACGCCACUGUCGUCAUGUGUUCACUUACCUCUGCUCGACCGUAGCACCCCAGACUUCACUUCUUUCAGCACAGUGGAUGAGUGGCUGGAGGCCAUUAAGAUGGGCCAGUACAAGGAGAACUUUGCCAACGAAGACUUCAACAGCUUUGAUGUGGUUUCGCAAAUGACCAUGGAGGACAUCGUCAGGAUAGGAGUGAUGCUGGCUGGCCACCAGAAGAAGAUCCUGAACAGCAUCCAGUCCAUGAGGGCACAGAUGAACCAGAUUACCUCAGUGGAGGUGUAGGAGUGAUUUUUUACGGACCCGUCUACCCGGGCUUUGUUUACUGUAGGAGGCCAGCAGCCUCCAGCACUGGAUCCUCCUGAACUUCUGAGGAGAGCCGAAAACGUUCGUCCAAACUGCGACCUCACCGUACCUCCCUACAGACUCUACCCAGACGGUUCCAUCAGUCUGCAGCACAGAAACGUCGGACAUUUGUUGUGGCAGCUGCUGUGUGUUCAGGUAACAGUCGAUUCAGGGGCUUAGAGUUGUGGUUUAACCAACACAGCAACUUUUUAAAGGAAGCCGUGAGAUGAUACA
Messenger RNA from Fundulus heteroclitus (mummichog), 3332 nucleotides. RefSeq names its product eph receptor B2a (gene ephb2a). Gene Ontology annotation, molecular function: protein binding; ATP binding; transmembrane-ephrin receptor activity. Gene Ontology annotation, cellular component: plasma membrane; neuron projection. Gene Ontology annotation, biological process: axon guidance; cell surface receptor protein tyrosine kinase signaling pathway; protein phosphorylation. NCBI's taxonomy places the organism in Eukaryota, Metazoa, Chordata, Actinopteri, Cyprinodontiformes, Fundulidae. The record is from RefSeq and is a predicted model, not a curated record. Bases 63 to 3038 code for a protein of 991 amino acids. The transcript is spliced from 16 exons.